GUGAUUGAUCCUGUCCUGCUCUUCGGGUUUAUCUGCCUUGUGUGGAUUGUGCACGUAAGUCCAGUGGAGAGUGGUAUUAUGGCCGGAAGAGGAGUCAGAAGUCAGGGUGGGAAGACUCAUGCCUUCACCCCUGAACCUUUUGAUGGACACAAUCUAGAUGUAUACCGCUGGCUGCAUCAAUUUAAUGUCAUCAGUGACCUGAACAACUGGGAUGAUUCUACUCAGAUGAAGUUCCUGACUGAGUCCCUCCAAGGAGAAGCCCUAGAUGUCUACAGAGGACUUAGCCCAGAGGCCAAAGGUAACUGCCAGGCUGUGAAAGAUGCCCUAUUUGAAGCCUUCCGUUCUGAGAGUGAUAUUGAGCAUAAGCAAUCUCAUGGUCCCAGGGAGAUUGUAUUUGCCAAUAGUAUGGGCAAGGGAUAUUACCUCAAAGGGAAAAUUGAGGGUAUUCCUGUGAGGUUCCUAGUGGACUCUGGAGCCCAGGUAUCAGUGGUCAAUCCAGAGUUGUGGGAGCAGGCUACUGACGGAGAUUUAGACACCCUUCGACCCUUUGAAAAUGUGGUAAAAGUGGCCAAUGGGGCUGAGAUGAAGAUCUUGGGCAUCUGGGACACUAAAGUGACCCUGGGGAAGUUUGAGAUGGAGGCUGAAUUCUUGGUGGCCAAUGCAAGCACAGAAGAAGCCAUCAUUGGAACAGAUGUGCUCCAAGAUCAUGGCGCCAUCUUGGACUUCAAGCACCGCACAUGUACCCUGAGAGGAAAGAAGUUCCGUCUUCUGCCUGUUGGCGAUCCUAUAGAAGAUGAGUUUGACCUGGAACUCAUUGAAGAAGAGAACUCUAACCCCUGA
This is a messenger RNA of Gracilinanus agilis (Agile Gracile Mouse Opossum), 840 nucleotides long. It is a transcript of the gene ASPRV1, whose product is annotated as aspartic peptidase retroviral like 1. Bases 79 to 840 code for a protein of 253 amino acids. NCBI's taxonomy places the organism in Eukaryota, Metazoa, Chordata, Mammalia, Didelphimorphia, Didelphidae. Gene Ontology annotation, molecular function: aspartic-type endopeptidase activity. Gene Ontology annotation, cellular component: membrane. The record is from RefSeq and is a predicted model, not a curated record. Gene Ontology annotation, biological process: proteolysis. The transcript has a single exon.